This is a messenger RNA of Cornus florida, 1848 nucleotides long. Its product is annotated as tryptophan synthase beta chain 1-like. Bases 147 to 1586 code for a protein of 479 amino acids. The record is from RefSeq and is a predicted model, not a curated record. Gene Ontology annotation, biological process: L-tryptophan biosynthetic process. NCBI's taxonomy places the organism in Eukaryota, Viridiplantae, Streptophyta, Magnoliopsida, Cornales, Cornaceae. The transcript has 5 exons. Gene Ontology annotation, cellular component: cytoplasm. Gene Ontology annotation, molecular function: tryptophan synthase activity.
UUACCACCUUGCUUUUUCCAAUAUAUAAGUACUCCCUUGCCAUAAUUCAAACACAUCGACCACAAACAGAAAAUUAAUAUAAAAAAAAAAAAUCAGUGUGUCAUUUAGGUCCUCCUCUCUCCCUCUCUAUCCAUAUCAAUUCGAUCAUGGCAUGCAAUUUCAAAACUGUUCCUCUUCUUCCUCGGAAAUUUCUUUCAUCCACUGAAUGGAUGCCAUCGACGAGACUAGCCCAUGCUUUUCGGUCUCCAAAUGAUCAGGGCAGUGCCUCCAUUGUAUGCUCAGUUGCAGCAAGUCAUGAGACACUGGAAACAACUAGUGUACUUGACUUGGACACUUUGGCCACGAGGUCAUUAGAAAAGAGGGUAAUUAAUGUUGUGACCGAAGGGAAAAAAGUGAGUACGAGGGGAAAAUUUGGGAGGUUUGGAGGAAAGUACGUGCCUGAAACACUAAUGACUUGCUUGGGCAAGCUCGAAGCUGAGUUCAACUUUGUUUUACAGGAUGAUGAGUUUCAGGGAGAGCUUGCAACAGCUCUGAAGGACUACGUAGGACGCGAAACUCCUCUGUACUUUGCCGAGAGACUAACUAAUCACUACAAAAACAUUAAUAGUAAUGGAGAAGGGCCAGAGAUUUACCUCAAGAGAGAAGAUCUGAACCAUUGUGGUGCACACAAGAUCAAUAAUGCCAUUGCCCAAGCAAUGCUCGCCAAACGCAUGGGCCUCAAUAGCAUUGUGGCUGCCACCGGAGCCGGCCAGCACGGUGUUGCAACAGCUGCUGCAUGUGCCAAACUCUCUUUGGACUGUACCAUUUUCAUGGGUAACUUGGACAUUGAAAGACAACCUUCCAAUGUCCGCCUAAUCAAACUGCUCGGUGCUCAGGUUAAAUCAGUGGAUGGAAAUUUCAAAGAUGCAACCUCAGAAGCUAUUCGGUGUUGGGUUGGGAACUUGGAGAGCAGCUAUUACUUGUCAGGUUCCACGGUGGGGCCUCAUCCAUGUCCAAGCAUGGUACGGGAAUUUCAAUCGGUGAUCGGAAAGGAAACAAGGAAACAGGCAAUGGAGAAGUGGGGUGGGAAGCCAGAUGUGUUAAUAGCUUGUGUAGGGGGUGGUUCAAAUGCAUUGGGUAUGUUCCAUGAAUUCAUAGGAGAUGAAGAUGUGAGGUUGAUUGGAGUUGAGGCUGCUGGACAUGGCUUAGAUAGUGGGAGACACUCUGCAACAAUAGCUAGAGGGGAAGUGGGAGUUUAUCAUGGAGCUAUGAGCUACUUGUUGCAAGAUGAUGAAGGCCAGAUUAUUCGCCCAUACUCUAUUGGUGUUGGGUUGGAGUACCCCGGAGUAAGUCCAGAGCUCAGCUUUCUUAAGGACAUUGGACGUGCUGAGUUCCACAGUGUCACAGACGAAGAAGCAAUAGAUGUUUACCAACGACUAUGCCGAUUAGAAGGAAUUUUCCCGGCCUUGGAGGCCUGUCAUGCAUUGGCAUUUCUAGAGAAAAUUUGCCCCACUUUACCCAAUGGCACCAAGGUGGUUGUUAAUUGCAGCGGGCGUGGAGACAAAGAUGCUGCAACAGUUUUCAAAUCAAGACAGAUGGAUUAUUAGCUAAUUGAUUUAUACAUAUCAUUAUGAAGAUAUCACUGAAAUUGUUCAGGAUUUGAAAUAGAUGCUUAAAAGUUGUGUUACUUUUGUUCAGAUAACUACUACCUUUGGUGCAGAAAAUUCAAUUAACUUAGAAAAGUCAACGUAUUUUCAUACAACACUUGAGAGCAUGCGUUAACUUGUAUAUCUUUUAUGAGGUAUUGACCUCUAUUUAUAAUAAAUCCUAAAUGGUUGAGUCCUUUUAAGACUCACAUUACUUGUUAAA